AUGGCUGCUCUCGUGGACCACGCAUCACAGCCCCAGUCGCAACCGCAAAGAAACGCAAAAUCAAAAACGGCCAUCGUCAACGGAGAAACGGGCGGAGACAUGGGCCACACUGCAUGCAACGACCACGGCAACUCCGAGUCACCGUGUUCAAACACAACCCCACCUCUCCCGAUCCCCACUGUACCGGCACCUGUGGCAAACAAGAAAGGGGGAGGGGUAGGGGUAGGGGUAGGGCCGAAGCCGAAGAAAACGCUGGACCCCUCGGAGGUGAGAAUUGCAAUUGUGUACGGGAAGGAUGAUUUUGUCGCCCCAGCUAUUGUCUUGGUCAACAGUCUGUUGGCUGCAAAGAUAUCGCAAUUGGAGUCCGAUGCUUCGAUGGAGGAAGAGGAAGAGAAGGCGAUAUCUCGUGCUGUGCGCAAGGCAAAUAAGGAGCUGGCAGAACUAGUCUCUGGUCGUGAUGAUCAUCUGGCUAAAGUUGACGCAAUACAGACAAAAUAUAGCGAGCUUUUGCACGAGAUGAAGCGGCUUGAAAGAGACCAUGCUAAGGCUCGUAAACGUGCGGACCAAUUACAGAAAGAAAGGGAUCAAUCUAGGUCCGAAAUGCAGAAAGCUGUUACCGUGAAACACAAGCUUGAGAGUCUUUGCCGGGAACUUCAGAAAGAGAAUAAGAGGAUCAAGGACGACAAUAAAAAGCAUGCCGAGAAAGAGCAACAGAAGCGUGAAGAACUGUCGAACAAAUUUGAAAGUACUCUUAUGGACAUCAAGAGCCGUAUUGAAGAAGAAAAUGAUGGUGGCAGUCGCAAGGUUAAUAUGGAAGCCGAUGAACUGUUUAAAGCCAAGUUUAAAAGUCUCGUGGAUCAAUACGAACUCCGGGAGCUCCACUUUACCUCUCUCCUUAAAACGAAAGAACUCGAGGUCCAAUGGAACCUUUCACGUUAUGAGCAACAGAAAAAACUAGCGGAACAGGAAUCGCUUCGCGCAAAAGCUUUGCACCAACAAGUCUCCACAUUCUCGCAGACUGAAGCAGAGUUACGCUCUCAACUCAAUAUCUAUGUAGAGAAGUUUAAGCAGGUCGAAGACACGCUCAAUAACUCCAACGAUCUCUUUCUCACGUUCCGUAAAGAAAUGGAGGAAAUGUCAAAGAAAACCAAACGCCUAGAAAAAGAGAACCUCACACUCUCCCGAAAAUCUGAAACCACCAACCGCAACCUCUUAGAAAUGGCAGAAGAACGCACCCGCCACCAAAAAGAAUUGGAGACCCUUAAAAAGAAGAAUAUCAAGCUUGAGAAUCUUUGCCGUGCGCUGCAAGCUGAACGCACCACUCUCGAAAACAGGCUGCGGCACGGGGAUGAUGGAGACGAUCUAUUAGAGGAUUCGGACGGCGACAGUGACGAGUAUGAAGACUCGGCAGAUGGUUAUGAUGAGGAAGGCUCCGAGGAAGGCUCCGAAGAAGAUGUAGGGGAGGAUACGGAUGACGAACCAGAGGAAAUUCCACAGCAAGAAGCUACGCAUGUGGAAUUUAGGACUGGUAUGGUCGGAUCGGUUGGGACGGUCGGCACGCCAGGGGGAGGGUCAGAGUGGGACAUGGCCACCCUGCCAUAUUAUUCGGACACACGUAACGCAUUCCCACUGUCGCUCAUGUAA
Messenger RNA from Morchella importuna, 1644 nucleotides. RefSeq lists its product as uncharacterized. The transcript has 8 exons. Bases 1 to 1644 code for a protein of 547 amino acids. The record is from RefSeq and is a predicted model, not a curated record. Gene Ontology annotation, molecular function: syntaxin binding. NCBI's taxonomy places the organism in Eukaryota, Fungi, Ascomycota, Pezizomycetes, Pezizales, Morchellaceae.